Molecule: messenger RNA, 594 nt
Organism: Gorilla gorilla gorilla (western lowland gorilla)
Lineage: Eukaryota; Metazoa; Chordata; Mammalia; Primates; Hominidae
Product: trem-like transcript 4 protein
Biological process (GO): positive regulation of toll-like receptor 7 signaling pathway
Cellular component (GO): cell surface
Molecular function (GO): signaling receptor activity
Source: RefSeq, a predicted model, not a curated record
AUGACAAACAGGAUCGAGAACACCAGGCCUCUGUUCAGGAUGAAUCGGCACAUCAGAAUGGCCGGCACUGCCAGGUCUGCCAAGUCAAAGACCCUCUUCCUGCAAUGCCAGUACUCACCCAAGAGAGGGCUCUAUCAGCCCAAAUCCUGGUGUCAGCAGACAUCUCCAAGUCGGUGUACCUUACUUGUCACCAGCUCCAAGCCCCAGACAGCAGUUUAGAAGUCUCAUUACACAAUCUGGGACAAGCCAAAUGCUAGCAUCUUCAAAAUCACCAUGAUUCAGCUGAAGGAGGACUCGGGAUCCUACUGGUGUGAAAUCUACAACACUUCCAAAAACUUCGUCACUGUUCUCAGAGAUGUCAGCCUGGUGGUGUUUGCAGCCCCAACCACGUCUCCUACGUGGACCCUCACCUGGCUCCCAACAAACACAGAUGGGGCCAUCCAGUUGCAGGAAAACAAGCUCAGGGAUUCCACAGAUUCUGCAUUAUGGAAAUCAAGUGCCCCCAUCUGCCUUGGCUCAGCUGGCCCCAAACUCCUGGUCUCUGUGUUGUGUGGACUCCGCCUGACCAAGGGCCUGAUGCUGUGAGUCCUGUUU